Penicillium samsonianum is the source of this 1116-nucleotide messenger RNA. RefSeq lists its product as uncharacterized. The transcript has a single exon. NCBI's taxonomy places the organism in Eukaryota, Fungi, Ascomycota, Eurotiomycetes, Eurotiales, Aspergillaceae. Bases 1 to 1116 code for a protein of 371 amino acids. The record is from RefSeq and is a predicted model, not a curated record.
AUGGCACCAUCAGAUCUCCCAACGCGGAAAAGAGGACGACCACGAACGUAUACAUCUGCUAAGGACAAGCAAGUAUCGAGUGUCACGCAACGGCGAAGCCGCCGACAGUCUACCCGCGCUGUGCAUCGAGCGCAAGAAUUCGAUCAGUACUAUUCUACCACAGUGCCUCUGUCUACUGAUAUCAAUGAGCCUCCGUCGACCUAUUUUCCUCCGGGAGAACUCUCAAUCGCUACCGAGGUUGAGCAACUUCUGCCACCUCUUAGCCCCGACCCUGGACCGUGGGAACUAUCGGUACCUGAUAUCCCGCCGGUAGAUAUCGAGGUGUCGUUAGAACCCACGAGUGAUAUAGCCCACGAUCCUACUCCAGCGAUGUCGCCAGACAAUGUACAAGAAGGGACAGACGAGGCCGAUCCUAUUCCAGCGGCGACUGAAAGCCUGGUCCAAGCGACCAACCCGUUCGUGGUUUUAGCUCCCGAUCAAUCGGAAGACGUUGCAACCAACACGGCUAGUGAUAUCUUUAAACUAGUCCGGCUUCUCACUGACCAACUCCAACAACACCAUGGCUGCUGCCACCAGUGCCAUACGCAGCAGGAGAGUGAGCAUCAAAUGCAGCAUACGGAGCAUCUUGGCCUAGGAAAGUAUAUAGACCGGAUUCAGGCAGAUGGGGGAUAUCCGGAUGUUCUUAGUGCUGCAACGAUGGCUAGACGAGAGGACAACCUAGCAGGACAGACCAGCGCAGACCGAAAACGGGAGAUCUAUACUGGGAUCAAUUCAGCCACGCCUGACGCUGGUCCAGUGCACCUCUGCCUUACUGCCGACCAUGAGCCGGAACGCCCGACCGCGGUGACUUUUGAUAUCGAUAGUAUCGUGGGAUUUGCGCACAGCCUAGCAGUGGCUAAGCUCGGAGUGCGGUGGAACUCGACUCAGAUGGCCGUCUCUGAUCUUCGUUCGGGUCUGCACCUUGAUCCUCUUCCCAUACAAUAUAUUGGAAGCAAUGGUCGCGCUCACCACGUCCGACGGCCGGUGCAUGUGAUCCCACAUUAUACAUUUGGGCGGCUAGUCGGAUUUGAGGAUAUCUCUCUUUACUUCCUAUUCCCGCAGCUAUACAGGGAGUAA